Molecule: messenger RNA, 18390 nt
Organism: Portunus trituberculatus (swimming crab)
Lineage: Eukaryota; Metazoa; Arthropoda; Malacostraca; Decapoda; Portunidae
Molecular function (GO): protein binding; calcium ion binding
Source: RefSeq, a predicted model, not a curated record
GGCUCAGAAAGGUCUCGACUGCGGUGAAGCGAAGGUCUGGUGCGCUGUGCUGCUCCGUCCCUCCCCCUUUCCCUCCCUCCCUCCCUCCGCGUCUCCACUCGCCUCCUUGCGUCGAGAUGGGGGUGGAGGACGUGAUAUAGUAGUGCGAAGUGACGGGGGAUUAUUGCCACUACUAGCACAUUGGCUGUCUUGUUAUCUGGUUGAAGGAAACACAGUGCUCGGGAGUGGAGGAGGAAAUUUAUCAGUUGUUAAGAGUGAGGCGAAGUUUCCAGCCAAGGAUAUAUUGAGUGAUUGUGAAUUUGUGACGUUCUUUGAUGGUGGAGAGGGGCCCCGGAAAAAUGGUGCCCACGGGUGCCAUCCUGCUGCUGCUGCUGGCGGGUGUGGCACUCCCCGCCGCCACAGCAGACGAGUAUGAGUGUGACCUGUCAGUCGAGCAGCCAUGCCGGUCCAACUCGUCCCUCUGCGUGUCUUUGGAGUUCGUGAACGACGGAUUCCUGGACUGUCCCGACGGCUCUGAUGAAGGGUGUGGCGAAGACUGGUUUGUGUGUGACGACCGAUCGGCCUGCGUGGCUCGCGACCUUCUGCAGGAUGGCGUGGCGGACUGCUACGAUGAGUCCGACGAAGCCUGCGAGGAGUGGCAACAUGAAUGUCUUUGUGGCUUCCCUCGCUGCAUCCCGUCCUCUUUGGUGGGAGAUGGCUACGUAGACUGUAUUGAGGGAUCUGAUGAGUUGCACAUCGAUAAGAACAGUUACAUAUGUCCCCCUGAGGCGUCGGAGGAGCAGGAGCUGAGACGCAGGAGGCGGAAGAGGCAGACAGAAGGAGACCAGCGACCUGUGGAGCGCGUGAAGCGCCUGGUGUCUGGGAGUACUCGCCCCACAGGCCUCCUUACCUCCACCGUCAACACCUUCAUCAACUCUGGCACCACCUCCGAGUACUUGACUCUAGUCAGCGCAACGCACCGUGACGGACACUACACCACGCUGACUUCGACUUCCUCUAGGGUGUUCUAUGCCCUCCCGACCAGUCUUUGGGGAGGACAGCCUGAGGGUCUGAUCUCCUCCCUACUGAACACUCGUGUGACUGAUGCAGCAACUACAUUCUACACCACACGAUACUUACGGACACACAUUGACGGAACUUAUGCUCAGAUGAUAGAGACAAUGACUGACGUCUACUCACGCCCCUUUUCCCGCUCCGCAGCACCCCUCAGCAUCCCUGUGCAGGGGACCUUCUUUAGCCAGGCAUCAGGAGACCACUCACGGGCACACCUGCAGGUGAGCUUAAAGGACUCUGAGCUCAGCCCAAGCUCUGUAGCAGAUGAGGUGGUAACUCUAGUGGGGACAAAGGGCAAAUUCAUUAAGAAUGGCCCCAUUCACCCCACUACCUUCAGCGUAUUCACUGGCUCUUAUGUCAAGGACUUACGUACUUAUCUCUUCUUCUUUGGGAAGACUGUCCUACCACCUGUUCCAGGACUAGCAGCGCCUGAGCCAAUCAUCAAGACUCAUACAGAAGUAGUUGUGCGGAAGAGUGGAGACAUGACUAAGAUCAUGGUGGACAUGGACAAAGAUCUGCACGUCAUUAUGCCCUCUAAGACCCAAACCAUAGAAUCCACAAUGGCACCAGAUCUCUUGAUGGGUGAGGGCAUGGUGGAUGGAAGUGUGAUGGGCGGUGUCUUCAUUGAGGGAUCAGAAGGCAUCGAUAUGGAAGGGACAAAAAGUGAGUCUGGUGAAACUAGCAUGCUGACCGUCACCAUUAAUAGACCGGUGUCCAAUACAGUCAUGUUACAGCCCUCAGCGGUGCAGCCUGCUGAAGAGGUCACUUUGCUUACCAUGGUUGAAAAUCUUGGCCUCACCCAUGAUGUGGAUAACGAAAUUGAGGGCACCUUGUUGCGCGCCCGCAAGGCUCGGAUCUCGGGCGGGGAGAUCAUUGCUGAUCUUCGUCCAUCUAAGCCAUUGGAAAUUAAUCUUCCAACCUACACCGUUGGUCAGUCCAAUCAGCCUCUAGAACAAGUAGUUGCCUUCAGUAAGAAUGGAAGACGGACCACAGAAACUUCUGUGGAGAAGAGUGUCAGUGAAAAACACCAAGAGACGAACCAACGUGAGGCUAAGUCUGUAUCUGAUAUACGAGCAAGAUUUAACUUGGAGCGAGGCAGCGAAGACUCAGAUCUCCCCACUGUCACCUAUGUUGGUUUUGCUGACUUUGUUACUACCAUUGCCAAUACUGUGGUGGUGUUCACUCCUCGUUCAGACACCCCAAGCAAAAUCAUCAAACCCUCUGUAUCCAAAACGAAAGAGGCACAGCUCCCAACCACAUUAAGCUCGUCGCCUGUAAAGAUUCCUGUCUCCCCAACAACCUUAGCCCCACGCCUUGCCCCCUCUAGACAUCCCGAGGAGGAUAUCAUUACGAGCUCGCCCACGGAAACUGUCAACGUACAGCCGUCUGUGCAACACAGCACUGAAGAGUCGCAGAUGGAAACUCAAGUGGUGACACAAACUGAAGAAACCUCUGUGAGGGCUGGCAAUGAAGAAACCAUAGAAAAAGAGACCCAAUCUAAUGUUUUCUCUACCAUAUCCACACACAAGUUCAAUACUAUUGACUUGUAUCCAACGGGACUGGUGUCAUCCAUUGGUGGAACAAUUGUUCGUAAUGAUAUGACAACCUUGCUGACAACUUACGUUUAUGGCACCUACAUCCAGGGCCAAUAUGCACAGAUUGUGCAGAGCACCUCCAGUAUCUUCUAUUUGGUUUCCCGCUCAGCGAGUCCAACUCUGCAAGUGACUCCUGCUGUGCAGCCUGUAGCAGCCACAGUUGGCCCUCUGGCGCCAGAACUGACCACGGAGUCCAGUGACAUUUAUGAAUAUGACUAUGACUAUGAAGGCUUCACCACCGAGCUUGGACCCUUGGAUGAGGUUCUUGAUAAUGCUCUAGGAAGAUCUGUUGGUUCUAAUGCUGAUCAGCAGCUCAUCAUAGACACUGUGAACGAGAAACCUACCAUUGAAGAAUUUGAACCUGCAACACCUCAGCCUUCUGAGGAAUCUGAUGGAACGUUCACUACCUUGACAUACUAUACCACCUACUUCUCUGGUGGCACCACCUCUGUAUCUACCCGAUAUGAAACUUCUUCUGUUUUCCUCCCUUUCUUUGGGGAUCAGGACUCCACAACAGAUCCAACACCUACUAAUGAGGAACCGGAACCAACCCAAGCAUCUGAUACUCACCUUACUACCUACACCCACUAUACCACCCUCUUUGUUGACGGCUCCUCUCAGGUCUCGAGCAGAAUCGAGAUACUGACAAAGGAUGCUUUUGAUACCAUCACCACCACCACCACCACUGCUGCCGCCGCCGCCACCACCACCACUGCCGCCGCCGCCACCACCACUGCCACCAGUGCUGCUACCACCAGCACUACUGCUACUGUUGAUGCUGCCACCACAACCCCCACCACUACCUCUUCUCUGAGUCCAUUCUUCAUCACCCCAACAUUGAGUGUGACUCCUGUAAAGCCUCUUCUUGCAACCACAAUUUCAACCACUACUGCUCUUCCUGACAUCACUGAGGACACCACAGAGGAUCCAACCGGACAGGAAGAUCUGGCUGUGGUGGAAGCCGUUAGUGUGGAUGAACCAAUCCCCAUUACAGAGUCAAUGUCUGAGAGCGUGUCAGAGUCUUCCACUGAUUCUUCAGGUCAAGAUGUAACAGAAGGACCUAAAGCAGCCCUGGAAUCUUCUCUAAAUCCUGAGGAUGAGGUGAACGUGGCAUUCUACCCACGUACUUACUACACAACUUACACAUAUUUUACCACCUACUACCGUGCUGGCACUUCAUCUAUCGUGAGCAGCCUUGAGACACUUACAAACAUAGUGACAGAUCCCAGUGACCAUGAUCAGCACCAAACCCUCACACCUGUGGUGCCCACAUACCCAGUCACAUAUUACACCACCUAUACUUUCUGGACCACCUUCUUCAAGGGAACAUCCACCAUUUCCACAAGCUCAGAGAAGACUCUCUCUAAUGUUGUCACUCCUGCUGUCAAGGAGACUGCCACUCCUGUAUCACAUGGAGACCUCAUUCCAGUGAUUGAUGCUUCUCCCACUUCCACUCUUUCCCCUGCAGCAACCACUGCCACUAUCACUGCCGUGACUCCUACACCACAGGUUACUACCUUCUAUACCACUUACACUUACUACACUUCUACAUAUGUAGGAGACAAAACUAUCGUGAACAGUCGUCUUGAGACCAUCACCAAUGUAGUUUCCUCAUCUGUCUUGCCUGAUGGAAUAACAUUGGAAGAUUCUGUCAGACCGCUUGCCACCCUGGAUAACGUGUUUGGUUUUGGCGAUACCACAACCACGGCUACAUCUAAGGCUACCUUGCCACCAGAUCUCUUCAGUUUUGAUGAGAUAACCACUUCAAAGUCAGAGGCAACGUUGCCAUUAGAUCUUUUUGGCUUUGGAACCUCAUCACCAGAAGUGACACAUCCAGAAUCUCCCACUAAAACCAAGUCAACAGGACUUCUGUCUACUAUAAGGGGAAGCACAGUAGUGGAUGGAACUACAACUAUCUUCUCAACAAACAUCAUUGGAACUGUAGUGGAUGGACUGUAUGCACAGAUUCAAUCCACAACUAGCAUAGUGGUUUCUCCCAAUGAUGAGGACGUGGCAGAAGGUGCCCCUGCAACGAUACCUUUCCUCCUCCUUCCCACGACCACUACAGAAGAAUUAACGCUAGCCACUCUCAAUCCAAUUAAUCCUGUUGAUCUGGAAGAUGUCGUAGAACCCUACACCCCACCAAUACUUUUUGCCACACCAACAUUGGAAUCUUCACUGCAGGAUGAUGCCACAGCCACCACACCACUAGAUAUUGCCACCCAAACGUUGCCAUCAGAAGCAACUACAAAAGAGUCAGUAGAGGCUUCUAUAACGGACUCUAAACCCAAAUCUAAGCCAACCAGCCGUAACCAGUUCCCAGUGCGCCCAUCAGGCUUCCGUCGACGACCUGACAUCCUGCCCUUCUUGAGGCGCACAAACUUCCGCUCUCCUGCUGUCACUAAGGAUGAUCCUGCACCAAUUGAUAUUGCCAUUCCUACUGUUACCACUGAGGCUGAUGAAGCCACCACCACUACCACUGUCGCCACCGCCACCACCACCACUACUACCACUUCAGCUAAUCGUCCAUUCCGGUUUGGAUUCCUGCCGACCGCCGAUACCACUGACACUACCACUACCACUACCACUACUAACCAUGUCUCUGUUGCUCCAUCUUCUAUUCGGUUCCGCUUCAACAUCCAAGCCAGGUGGUCCAAGAGGGUCUUCCGUCCUGGUCUCUUUGGCCCAACAAGUGUAAGGGGUAAUUCUCCAGGGUUCCGAUUCAGUGCCAGUAGUCCAGGGGCCUUCCCUGGCACCAGCAGCCCUGGAAGGUUCAGGUUUGGCAACACACGUUCUUCUGUUUUCCCAGGAAGUACUAAAACUGUCAGACCAACUUCUGUAUUUCCCACACUUGCCACCACUGCUGCUCCCAUUUCUGACCUGGAGGUGUUUGAGGACGAACCCAUAUUAGAUGAACCUGAAUUGGAGGAAGAAUUUGUGGAAACUGGUCCUGAUGUGACUUUCCGUCCUUUCAGUUUCCGUUCCAGACAGAAAGAAUCAUCCAAGGAACCUGGAAGUAGGUCGUCAGUGCCACAUUCUUUCAUAAAUCGUCGUCCUGAUUCUCCUGCAAAUAGGCCUAACUCACCCAGUCGUUUCUCUCCAGCACCUAAAAAAUCUAUUGCAAAUAAUCCUGAGGAUGCUGUGGGCAAAAAGAAAGAAACCACUACACCACUUCCUAGACAAGGUUUCCGCUUGAAUCGCUUGAGCCCUGAGGAACGUAGACGUAAUCGCAUUCAGCAGAGUAGACCUGAUCUUUCCAAGCUCUUUGCUCGCAGGCAUCCUUUCAGGAAGGACCUCGAUAAUGAAGCCACUGAAGUAGAACCUUUCUAUGCUGAUCCCAAUGGAGAGCCCUUGGAUGAGGAAGAGAUUCUUAUUAGGAAGAAGCGUCAGACGAGCAACUUUGGAAUGCGAACUAACUCACGUGGCAACACAAGGACAGCCAGAGGACGAUCCAGAGAUACAUUACCUAUCCCUCCUCCAAGUUCAUCAUCAAGGUUUUCCAGACCUGCUAGACCUCGACCAGCAGCUUCCCCUGUCCAGAAAAAUGAAGCUCAGCAGUUCACUCUUAGAGGAGGCUCAAGACCUCUCAGAGGGCGAGCUAAUGCACCAGUUACUCCUGCACCUUCUCCAGGGCGACGUCCUGUAGCCACACCUGCCCCUGCCCCUAAGCCAGAACAAACAAAUCCAGAGACUCCACCUACUCGUCAGAGGGGUAGCCGAACCUCUCUUCCUACAAGACCACGUGCAUCAUCUAGAACUCGCGACUCUGUGCCACUAGGAAACAUUCGUGGACGGGGCUUCAGGAGGCCUUCCACCGACAACAACUUCCGAGCAUCUUCCAAGUUUACUCCUCCUCGUACCCCUUCAAGUCCCAUCAGAAGACCAACACUCAGAAGGAACACCAAUACUAAUACUAAUACUAAUACUAAUACUAAUACUAAUGCAAAUCGACGAAGGCCCCCCGCCACAAACUCUAAUCCCAUCCAGGAGUUCCGCGCUCGACCAUCGCCUCCAAUUACCACUGAACCACCUCCUAUUUUCCCCAGUGAUGAUGGUGGCUUCUUGAUUCAGGAUGAAUUGACAGUAACACGUGAGGUGCCAGUAAAGGCUACCAUUCCUCUAGUAGAGGAUGGCAAUACAGUCUUUAAGGAGGUCAUUACUGCCUCUUAUCAAACUGAAGUUAUUCAACCUGACCAAAUCACUCAGACAGAAAUUGAUGGCACUAUUCGUCUUCUUUUAAGCAGUGUAGAGAAUGGAAAUGAAAUCACCAACUAUGUGGUGGAUCCUGUAGACACUGUUAGUGUCACGCACACUAAUACUUUUGUCGGUACCCGCCGUACCUCAGUUCCUGUAUCUAUCUCCUCUACUGCUUUUAAUGUUAUAACCGUCACUCAAACUAAGCAAGGAAGUGAAAUACAGCAGCUGCUUCAGCUGCUCUUGGGUCAGCAACAACAACAGCAAAAUCCCUUCCUACCCUUUGGGCAGCAAGCUACCAGUCAUGUUAUUCACACAAGCACCUAUGUUACCACUGUCACUAAUGUGAAAUCCACUGCCAUUCCUAUAAUUUUCCGUGGCAAGCCUGUCCACACCACUAUUGUAGAAUCUGAGGUGGAGGUUAUUACAGCAACAGAGCUCACCACACAGACUGUCCUUGCUCCAGCAGCAGGUCUCCCCUUUGGUAACCCUAAUCCCAUCAAUCAGUUGCUGCCACUUCUGCUUCAGGGACAACUGCAGCAGCAGACUGCACAGAAUAGACCAUCAAGAGAACCAGCUUUGCAUCCCACGAAGACUGAUGCACUUCUGUUAGAACAGCUAAUAAAACAACAACAAAAACAAAACAAAGAAAAUGUUGUAAAACAGUUAGUAAACAAGAAGCUGCCGUCUCCCACUCCACCACUGGCAGAAACUUCGGUGGUGACUAUGUAUGUUUCUGGGCGACGGCCGGGAGAGUUCUCUACUGUGUUGUCUACAGUUGUUUUAUCUGGACAGGCUACUCGUAAGAAACGUGGCUCUGACAAGACGAGGGACGUAGAAGCCACUGUCUUACCACACUUUAUUGAGACUGACAAAGGCUUGUUCCAACUUCCUGAUAAAUACUCUAAGGACGAUAUGGAUUGGUUUAUAAUGUCUGCUAUGAAUGAGGUUGAUGUCAGUGGCAUCAAAAAAGUAACUCCACCAUUGGACUCAGUAUUCGGUGAUCUUGCUCAAGAGUACUAUCAGUCUACACGACCAGUAAGUAAUAGCACUCACUCCUUCAGAACUUCGCCUUUUUUAUGGGUGGGCCCCGCUGAGUUUGCCCCUCUCAAGCGGAAUGUCCGGAGCGCACAAAGGGGCAACACUGGGGCAGCCAAGGCUCGUAAAAUCGAGGACGGGACGUUCCAGCAAGAUGUAUUAGGUGGUGAUGGCAAGCAACCUGAGUUAGGGGAUUUAGAGGUGGCAGGCGAUAUCCUUCAACAGGUGCAGGCACCCACUACUUACUAUACUACUUUCACAUAUUAUACCACACUGGUUAAUGGAGCUGGUCAAGAGUUUGUUCAGAGCUCUGAGGAAACCCUCACUCAGUUGGUGACUAAAGGUAACUUACGUCUCAAUGACUUUACCAAGACUGUGCAAAAUGAGGAAGACAUCCCCUCUGUACAGGAGAAGUUCACUCUUGAUGAUGCAAUUUUGCCAGGUAAACCACGUCCUGUUCCUGACCCUGUUUUCACAGAGCCACCGCCACCUUUUGGACCUAUUAUCCGGCAUCGUAUGCCCGAUCCAGAUUUUGUAAAUGAGCCUGAUCCUCCCUUCCUUGGUGGAAGUAGUAUUGAUUUGGCUCGUCUUGAGGAAGAGCUACCAGAACUGCAGAGGCCUCGUCGCAUCGUGUUGACCAGGAAGCGGCCAGUAGGUCAAAACCCUAAUGACCGUGUACGAACGGUAGUGACUCGCCGCCGUCCUGUCAACCAGCUGGAGGAAACCCCAACUAGACCAAGUGUGGCUGUCACAUCAGUGGAACCUCUACACUUACAGAUCGAAAGAGAGCAUCAAAUUGAGGAUUUUCAAAAGCUAAAUCCUUCUGUAGAUGAUGAAGCUAUCAUACCAACACAUGAAGUGACAGAAAUUGAAGAGCAGGACCGUGAGGAGGAAGUGGCAGGGCAACCAGGUAAGCGACGCCGCAUGCGGAUUACUGUCACCAGCCGAAGGGUUAUCCAGCCCACUACAACUAUUGAGGCAGACAAAACAACAAUGCUCUCAGGAGGGCGGCGCCGUAUUGUGGUUACCCGUCACUUGCCUCAGCCCACUGUUGUAGCUAGUCCUUUACGACCCCUUGUGGCAACUGUCAAUACUUACUACACAAUUUACUCCUAUCUGUACACCCUCUAUGAUAAUGGGAAACUUGUAUCAGAGUCAAUGCGGGAGGUGACAGUGUCCAAUGAGGUAGAACCAACAGCAGUAUCUGUGCUGCCUACCUUCCAGGCUGGGAUGGAAGCCAGUGGUCUGUACACACUAGAAACAGGAAGCAGCUUGGCUACUCUUGGAGAACGAAUCCACAGUUCUCUCACAACGCAGAUCUUCCUUUCCUCAGCAACAUUAGUCAACUUAACUCCAGAGACUAUAAAGGAAAAUGCACAGACUCCUCGAACAACGGAGGCCCUUCAUCCUCCAUCUUCCACCCACAGCAUCCUGCAGUCCUCCUUAGCAGAGGAAGACAUUGUGCUUCCUACUGAUACACCUUUCAUCACCACCAGCAGUUUUAAGACCACACAGGAACGUAGCCAGAUAACGAGGGGACAAACUGCAGAUAACAUUCCCUUGACUCCACAAGAUGUCACGGCAGCUUCUGAAAAACCAACUCCUUCACGAGCUGGUGUAAGGAAUAAUGGUCGAGGCACUGUAAGAUUUAGUAUUCCACGCCAGAAAGUGAAGGUGACAGUAACUAAACGACGACCUGUCAGACCUUCCAUCAAUCAACCUGCAAGUGCCAACACCCAGGUGCCCUCGCCUAUCCGUUCUCCAGCCCGUGGAACUACUCAGAUUCUCACCCCAGCCCGUGGGGCUACUCAGAUUCUCACUCCAACCCGUGGAUCAACACAGAUUCUCACACCAGCCCGUGGGGUUACUCAGAUUCUCACUCCAGCCCGUGGAUCAACACGGAUUCUCACACCAGCCCGUGGGACUACUCAGAUUCUCACUCCAGCCCGUGGAUCUACACAGAUUUUCACCCCGGUCCGUGGGCCUUCCCAGACUUUCACCCCAGUCCGUGGGUCCACUCCAACACGUGCCCAAGUAAAUAAACCAGCCCAUGCCAUCACCCCAGUCCAUGAGCCCAUCCAUACCAUCUCUCCUACCCAUGAGCCCAUUCCUUCACACACACAAUCCGUCCCUGAGGACUUCUUAGGAUUAAGAGAACCACAAGAAUCUGUUACAGGACCUCCACCUGUGGAUGAACCAGAACAACCUGACUACUACGAGUAUUAUGACGAUGACUUGCUUCUUCCCACGGAGGGACCAACCACAGAAUCUGAAUUCCACUCCCUUCAGGAAUCAACCAGUCCUUCACCUCCUCUUCUUGAGGAUGAUAGCUUCAGUUUGACUCCAUCAGAAGAACCAGUUGUCACAGAGGAAGCAGAGGAAAUUACGACCCCCAAGCCACCCCUAACACCCGCUCCUACUCCUGUCCGUCCGACCAGGCCACCUAGGAAGUCAAUUCGGAGGGAUGACAUUCCAAUUAUCCGCCGACCAAGCUUCGAGCGGCCAUCACGACCCUUCAUAAAGCAACAAGCAGCAGCAGAAAUCGCACCUGCGACAGAACCACGGCUGCGGUUCACUCAUCCUCCUGCACCAACAACUGAACCUACAGAGGCACAACCAACAACUGAACCUUCUGAAGCACCACCAGUGGAGGUUCUUGAGCAGCCAGGUGAGGAAGAGUAUGUAUAUGAUGACUACUAUGAAGAUGACUAUUAUUAUUAUGAUGAAAAGGAAAGCCCUGGGCUGCUAGUCCCAGAACAAGAAGCACCAAAGCCUGAUACCAAGCUGCUACAACCCGAAAUUGAGGUCUCACCCGAACUCCCACUUCGUCCUGAUCUUCCUGAAUCAAAGCCAAGAUUCACAAUGCCAACACAGAUUGAGACUACCACCAGCGCCUUUGACUUCCUUGAUCUUCUGAAGGGUGACCGAACGUCCACGGAAUUAUCCUCGCCAACCAUCACACAUGAACCCGAUCCCAGCCACUCCGAUCCCACCCAGACAGAGGAACCUGCUGUCCCACCUGCUGGCUUAGUAUAUACCACUUAUGCCACCACUACGCUGUUGCCUAUCUUGGGAGGAGAGCACUCUAUUACCCUCACUAUCAUGACCUCCUCCCUCAUCACCCCUUCUGUCACCUUACCUUUCUUCAACACUGCCUCCCCAUCGUUGGCCGAGCCCUCACCCACUUCACCCACGGCGCUGCCCUCCCCUUCUGCCCUACUGCCUUCCCUUGAACCCUCCUCUCCACCUGGGGAUGACAUUCAAACCCCUGUGGUGGUCGACCCUCUGCCCAAGAUUACCUCCCCCACUGCACCAGCCCAACCAAAGACCUCCCUGGCGUUUGGCUUCUUCCCAGAAUCACCUGUCGUGGACACAGGGUCGGGUCAGGGGUCGGGUCGGGCGGUGGUUGGCCUGCCCGUGUCAGAGCAGGUCGAGGGGACGGUGCGCGAGGGCGAGGCGCAGCACAUCAAUGCUCGCUUCAGCAUUGGUGCCCGACACAACCUUGCCACUAAAGUCAUGAGUAAUGGUGUCGAGGUUAUUGUUGCCGGUGACAAGACUGCCCUGCCACUGCCCAAGGACCAAGUCAUCUCUAACAACUUUGAGAAAUUCCGACGACCGAUUACCCUUCCACCAUCGACUUUGUCCGACCAAAUGGUACUGUUCUCCUCUGAAGCUGAGCGUCCCUUGGUGACACAGCUGGCAGGUGGUGAUGAUGGCAUCUACCAGACCAACACCUACUUCACCACCUACACAUACUACAACACUCUGUUGGCUGGAAACAAGCCUUUUGUCAUCACCAGCAAACAAACCCUUGAAAAUGUGGUGACUGUACCACUUCCUCACACUGGACAUUUCAUUGAACACACUGAGGUCACUUUUGACACACACACCUACUACAAGACCCAGACCUUCACACGCACCAUUGGAGGGGAGGACUCCCAGACAGUGGUCACUUCUCAGGAUGUCCAGACUCAGGUUGUGGUAACGGAAGCACCAUCAGUGGAGCGCACCUCUGUCUCACCCACUCAGGCCUCCUUCGUCACCAAGACAUACUUUACCACACUCACCUACUUCAACACUGCAGUAGAAGAUGGUACCACAGUGAUCAGCAGUGACACAGUUGUCUCCUCAGAGGUUGUGACAGAGCCAGUUCACAUCACAAAAACUCCCAGCCUGGACUUGGUAGAGUUUGGCUUGACUUCUACACCAACCACCCCAUUGGCAACUUCAACUAGUUUUGACCAAGAUGACCUUGUUCUUUAUGCCACCAAGACUGUGUACACAACCCUUACCUACCUCACUACUAUUCUUGAGGGUAGUGACACCAUAACUACUUCCAGUGUUGACAUUUCUUCAAGUGUCAUCACAGAGCCUGUGACUACAGCUUUGAGCUAUGAGGAGCUCAGCAGCUUGAGGGAAUCCUUCUUAUCCAAUCAAGCAUCUUCCACAGCCACUGGUGGAUCUCAACUUCUCACAGUUUCCUACAUAAAGGUCCAUGACAAUGUGUACAAGCAGCUACGCACUCUGUAUGCCACAUACACUCACUUCACAACUCUCAACAAUGGUGAAAUACUGUCCAGAAUGGAAACCAAGACAAAGAUCCUCACCUCCACUGUUACAACCUCCAGUGUUGCAGCGUCUCUUCUUAUUACUCCUACAAGUCAGAUUGACCUUCCAGUCUCCACACCAGCUCCAGGAAUCGAUACAUCUAGUUCUGUUCAGCUGGAUCCGUCAUAUCUAUCUUCCUUGAAGAGUUCCUUCUUGGAUCGGGAAACCACAUCUCUUGCUGGUCCUGGUGAGGAGGAAGGGCUGCAGGCCACAGUGCUGGUGGAGGAGGGAGAUCCUUCUGGCACAUUUGUAGUUAGUGAUUCCACCACCUCAGCCACCCUGCUGGUGAGACCCACAGAUGAGAUCUCCACUUCAGUGACUUCAGGCCAGACCAUUGUGAUAUUUGAUCCAGAUCAUUUGUCUUCUCUGAAGUUAUCAUUCCAGGCCAACAGUGGCCUAUCUAAUCAUACUCACAAACCAACAACUGAGGAGCCAUCUACAGACAGACCUGUAUUUGUUAGUGAUGGUGAGGCAAUUGAUCCUACAGCACCAGUUGUCACUGAACCUUAUCCACCUGUGACUCCUCCUGAACCAGUCACUCCAGAGGUCGUUACACCAGAUACAUCAGAGCCAGUGGAAGUGACAACCCCUGACAGUUCCACCGAUAACCCUGGAAGUGAUUCACCUGUCGUUGUUUCACCAACUCCAGCUGUAGUUCCUCCUCCAGCUCCAGCCCCUGCUCCUGCUCCUGCUGCUGGCACCACUUCUGCCCCUGCAUCAGAUGGCAGUGUAGGUCCUGCUGAAUAUUCACUGACAGGCAGCAGUGAUAAUGCUCUCAACAUUGACCUUGGCCCCAUGCUAACUGCUGUAGCAGGUUUGCUGCGUAACAAUCUUAACAGCCAGAGUAGCAUUAGUGCCAAAUCUGAUGGUGAAGUGAACAAUCGCAGAAAACCAGGAUUACCUCUGCGACCCACAAACACUCUCAUCUCUCCUCAACAGGAGCCAUUGUUGAUCCCUGUAGGUGGAGUGGGUGCCUCACUCAGCAGCACACGAGAUCACACACUUGGUCCUGAGCAGGGCUUCAUUCCCCUGAGACGACCUGACGGCAGCACUCCACAGAGCCAGCCACGAUUCCCUGGUGAAGAUCCAAGACAUGAAGCACCACAAAAUUCAGGAUUUAUAAAGGUUGCUCCUGAGAGACCAAGACCUAUUUUCUCUGCUCCAACCAGCAUUAAAGACAUGGAAGGUUUUGGUCCAACUUUCCUUCCACCUAGAACACAGUCUGGCUUCACUGCAAUGACAGAUGACCAUAUUGCAUCUACCAAAGUUUCUGUCAUAUCUGGAUCCCCAACUAUCUUCUUUGGUGGUGUUGCACUUCAUGAUCUUCCACCUCCAGGCCAACCAAUUCCUUCAGAUCAUGGCCACAGCAGUGAUUUUGGCACUGUCACCAUCCAUCCGAGCCACACACUUCCUGCAGGUCACACAAGACCUGUGCCAAUACCAGUUCCAGUUGCAGGUCCUGGUUCUGGAGGACCAAUCCCACAGCCAGUACUGCCAGAAGUGUUCACAGACGGGGAGACAUCAGGUGACUCCCAUCUAAACCUUGAUUCCAGGCCAAACCCUCAACAUCCGCAGCCGUCCCUUGUGGGCCCCCAGACCAUCGUGAGCAUUGAGGGUGACAAUCGAAUUGUGGGAACUCAAGUCAUCCAUGGCCACCAAACCAUCCAACGCCAGCCUGAGCCACCCAUUAUUGUCUCCCCUGCUGGUGCUGAGUAUGUCCUUCACUCAACAGUUGGUGUGGGAAUAAUAUCUGGUGAACCAGAUGAAGACAGGCCACUGCCACCCCCAGGUCUUCAAAGUACUGUCAUAUCUGGGGUGGAGACAGUGUUCCUGGGACAUGGCAAGGACAGGGGUCGCACCACAGUCGUGCGUGGCUCCUCCACAGUUUUGUCUGGAGCCACCACCAUCUUUGGUUCACUGUUCACUCGUCCAGCAGGAGGCAGUGAGGUAGGAAGUGAUCUGACUUCUAUAGUGAGUGGACCAGGAGGUGUGCCAACCCGCUUCAUAACCCACGUGGAGACUGUACCUCGUACUGUGACUGCCACACAUACAGAAUUUGUGUUUACAGCAGGUGUCACUUCUACCUUGACACAGGUGGUCUAUAGCACUCUGCCACCUCGCACUAUUGUCUCUACCAUUGUUGGUACAGCAACAAGAGUUAACUAUGUGACUGUUACUGUCACCCCUGAUGGUGCUGCUGUGACUGGUGGCCUUCAUGGAGUUCAAGACCCAAUCACUUACCCACCCGGUUCACCCUUUGACCCAGCCAACUACCCAUCCUUCCCUCUGACCCCCAAUCCACAUGAGGAAGAACUCAGGCUUCCUGGAGAUGCUGAGGCUGUCCUGAGUGAAGAUACUUUAGGCAUUGCUGAGGAUAAUGAAAUUAGCAAAGUAGUGGAGAGCAAUAGUCCAGACCAAGAAAUUAAUGUAAGUGGUCCCCUGAGGGCGCCUGUCUCGCCAUGUGACCCUCAGUGCUCUGCCGCUCGCCACGAGGUGUGUCGUGUUGUUCAGGGAGAGCACACCUGUGUCUGCCGUCCUGGCUACUCUCGCAGGAAUGAAUAUGAUGUCUGUAAACCUUCCAUUGCUUAUAACGUCCAAGUACUUCUGGAUGGCAUGAGUGAUGGGCAGCUUGUGUUUGACAAUGUCCUGCGAAACGCCUCCCACCCAAUCACUCAAGACCUUUCCUACAUCACCGUGCAUGGCGUGGGCCAGGCCAUGAUGGACACUCCUCUUGGUCCUCGAUACCACACUGCCACCAUCACCAAAUUUUCUGACACCAAGGAGAUGGUGAUGCCAGUGUCUGUGUAUGAUAUGGACCAUGGACUGGUGGCAGAUGUCAAGGUGGAGUUCUUAAGGGAUGAAGAUGAAACAGAAGAAAAUUUCCUGGAUGAGUUGAUGGUGAAGGAGGCACUGGAGACAGCUCUCAAGGAAAGCAACUAUUCCUUGGGUGGCACAGGACUCUUCACCAGCAGGGCAGCAGCAAUCCUGGCCUCAGAGGACUUCAAUGAGUGCAUUGUUGAAGGCCACAAUGACUGUUCCCCCAAUGCUAACUGCUUCAACACACCGGGCUCCUACCUGUGUGCCUGCAAGGAUGGCUUCAAGGACAUUUCAGAUGUGCCUGGAAGGGAAUGUGCUGUUCAGACAGAGCAGUGUGCACAGUGCAACUUCCAGGGCGAGUGUGUGACAGAACCAGAUGGGUCAGUGGGAUGCCGGUGCCUGCAGUGGUUCAGUGGUAACAGAUGUCAGCUCAACCUCAGAGUAAUGCUGAUAGCACUGGUGACUGUGGGUGCCCUACUGAUCCUGCUGCUGCUGCUGUGUGUGGUGCUGUGCUGUCUGAGAGCAAGACGCAAUGCCCAAGACAAGUUGGCUCAGGUGCCUGGAGCCCCGACCUUCCUGCGGGCACGUUCCACCGACAUGUCAGGUACUCUGGACCGCCGUGCCAUGAUCCAUGAAACUUCCUCUGAGAGCUCAGGGGAGCAUCCACCACCAACCCCACCACCACCACCGCCAAGCCUCUUUCAUGAUAAGCACGAACGUGUGAUUCGGCCUCCCCGGUCAGAGAUCAGCACCAGCCGGCGGUCACGUUCCUCCUUCGCUGAGGAUCGGUCUGUUGGAGUGCACACCACCCUCCCACCUGUGCUGAUCCCAAGAGUGAAAGGUCCAGCUCCCCCUCGCCCAGCAGUGGUGAGCCGGGAUAAGGAUGGGGAACCCAGGGUCAUGAUUGGUGCUGACGCCCGCUCUGACCUAGCCAGUUCCCAGCAGGCCUUUGUUGAUCUGCUGGAUCCACCUGGACCUAUUGCCUGCCACUCCAGCAGGAGGGAGAGCAUGACUGCUGCCUCCAUCCACAGCAGUGCUCGCAUCAACCGCUCAAGAUCACACUCCCGGGAACGCUUGUCUGAUGCCUUCCUCCACCAGCUCCAUCCACAGGGAUCCACUCGCUCUCGUUCCACUGACAGGCUCCACACCAGCACCCAUGACCUCAACUCAGAGUUUGGCGUCAACUAUUCCUUCCGGGGAGAUGGUGAGCGGACAAUGAGUGAAGCAAGGUCUUACGAUGAGACCACAGUACGUCCUCCAAUCAGAAGCCUGCGGGCAGAGAGUUUCUAUUCCUCAAAGGCACUCUCAUCUCAGCACAUUUCUGAACACCAGACCAUGGCUGAGAGGGAUGGAGGCUCUACUGUGGUUUAUCCUCAGACUGAGCUGUACCGACCAGUAAGGGAUAAUGACUCAAUAAGUGACAUGAGUGAAAUGCAAUCCAAAGUCACUUCCACCAGAGGAGCUUCAAGAAAUUUCUUCUCCUGAGUGGCCUCUGAUUCUACCAGCCACCCAGCUCUGCUCAAGACUGCCUCAGAAGGAGGCUGCUGUUCUCAGCGCCAGCUUAAGGCAGCUUCUGAGAAGUGAAAAUGUUCUAUACAUUGUAGAUGUACAUUUCUAAUUCAAUAUGUAAUUCAGUGAUAUUAAUCAAAAGUACACAAUACUUAUAAAUGAAAUAUUGCAAGGAAAUGUUAGUGUGCAUAAAAGCAAGUAAUAUUAUUUCAUGAAUAUCUCUUCCAGUAAUGCAUAUGUUUUAAUAAAAUGAAUGCUACACAGAGAAAGUUAAGAGAUUAAGAUACAGAGAAUGUAUAUUAUUAGUUUUAUUUUUUGUACUUGCCUUCUUAUCCCCACAAAAGAAACUAAGAGUGUUUACUCAAAAUUAACAAUGGCGCUCUGCCGUUAUGUUAGGAUGCUGUUCCUCUUAUUUUCAGAGGCAUGUGUGUGAGAAGGGAGCAGCCUUUCCCUUUUCCUGACGGUGCAUAUUGUAAAGCAAAAAAGGUCACUUGGGGCUCAGGUCAUGCACUCACUGCUCAAGAAGCUUCAUGAUAUUUAUUUAUACUUCAUGAAACAGGCUUCAUGCACUCCAUGCUUUCUGUUUCAUCUGGUUGCCUUUUUAUAUUAAAAACAAAUAAUUGUGAAUCCAACAAUGUCAGCCUGAUUUGUGACCUAUUUUGCUGAUCUAUAAAUAUCUAUAUUUUUCCAGAAAAUUAUCAUGUAUUGUACUGAUAUACUAUAUAUAUUUGUUACUUUGGUAAACAAUCAAGAGUUUUGUUAUAUUAGUACAGUGUAAUUACUAAUGUCUAAUUUUAGGAUAAUAUUCAUAUGAUGAAAGUUGCAUUUGAGUUGAAUGUUUUUCCAACUGGUGUUUGCUCCAUAUGAGAAUUGUCUGGGGCUGAGGCCCUCUUUUCUCACUUGCAUACUUUGUGAGGUGAAUCCUUAUCCUAGCAGUUAUGAAGUGUACAUACAACCACUGUAUAUAUUUGUACCCGAGAGCAUGUCUGGCUGGUCCAAGCGAACUACACCACCCUAACAGUCUAACAACUGAUUGGUACAUUGACAAGCCCCCAGGUACUGCUUGUGUCAGUGGGGAAGUGACAGCUUCAUGUGGAGCAUCUUGUAAGGUUGAGGUAGAGCCGCUGUGGCCUUAUGUACAGUGGCAGGAGUUGCUGUGCUGUGCCAGCCGGCCUGACACUGGCAGUAGCUGGGAGCCGUCUUCCCCAUGCUGGCAGGUCUUCUUACGCCAUCUUAGGGUUGAUAUUUUGUACAUUGUAGGACUAAGGAUCUUCACCGCUGUGCCAGACUGUGCUCGCUGCCCUCAGGACUGCUGUGGUGGAGUCUCCUCAGCCUGCUCCUGGGGAUGCAGGACACAGUUCAAGAGAAGGAUUAUCAUACUUGUAUAAACUUUCUUUGUGCCAAAUGGCAGCACUUACUGGGUUCCUGUAUGACUUGGGUAGUUUUCUGUGUUGGGUGGACGGCUGGUGUUCCUUAUUGCCAGUCGUCCCGCCCCGAGGUCUGGCCUGCCCUGAGGAGGACUGUUGUCAAGAGUGUACUGCGCUUGUUCCAUUUUAUUAAUAAACCUAUAUCAAUA